Molecule: messenger RNA, 999 nt
Organism: Prunus armeniaca (apricot)
Lineage: Eukaryota; Viridiplantae; Streptophyta; Magnoliopsida; Rosales; Rosaceae
Source: the annotation of a GenBank genome assembly
AUGGCAGCCUCACUCCAAGCAGCUGCUACGCUUAUGCAGCCCACCAAGGUGGGCGCGCCGGCAAGGACCAGCCUUCAGCUCAGGUCCUCCCAGAAUGUCUCCAAGGCCUUUGGCUUGGAACCAUCUGCCUCUGCUAGGCUCACUUGCUCUCUGCAGUCUGAUCUCAAGGACUUUGCUCACAAGUGUGUUGAUGCCUCCAAGAUUGCUGGCUUUGCUCUUGCUACUUCUGCCCUCGUCGUCUCGGGAGCAGGUGCAGAGGGAGUUCCAAAGAGGCUGACCUUUGAUGAAAUUCAGAGCAAGACAUACUUGGAAGUGAAGGGGACAGGAACUGCAAACCAAUGCCCAACAAUUGAUGGAGGGUUAGAAGCCUUCGCCUUCAAGCCGGGCAAGUACACUGCCAAGAAGUUCUGCCUAGAGCCCACAUCCUUCACUGUCAAGGCAGACAGUGUGAGCAAGAAUGCUCCACCAGAGUUCCAAAACACCAAGCUGAUGACCCGUCUAACCUACACCCUCGAUGAGAUCGAAGGGCCUUUCGAAGUGUCCCCAGAUGGCACUCUCAAGUUUGAGGAGAAAGAUGGGAUUGACUAUGCUGCAGUCACAGUCCAGCUCCCCGGAGGCGAGCGUGUCCCUUUCCUCUUCACCAUCAAACAGCUUGUAGCCUCAGGCAAACCCGAAAACUUUGGAGGGGAGUUUCUAGUGCCAUCGUACCGCGGUUCUUCUUUCUUGGACCCAAAGGGUAGAGGAGGCUCCACUGGUUAUGACAACGCCAUUGCAUUGCCAGCAGGAGGCAGAGGAGAUGAGGAGGAGUUGGCCAAGGAGAACAUCAAGAAUACUGCUUCAUCAAAAGGGAAGAUCACACUGAGUGUGACCAAGAGCAAGCCUGAGAGUGGAGAGUUGAUUGGAGUGUUUGAGAGCAUCCAGCCAUCUGAUACUGAUUUGGGAGCAAAGACUCCAAAGGAUGUCAAAAUCCAGGGAGUCUGGUAUGCUCAGCUUGAUUAA